Messenger RNA from Homalodisca vitripennis (glassy-winged sharpshooter), 1461 nucleotides. Its product is annotated as carbonyl reductase [NADPH] 1-like. Gene Ontology annotation, molecular function: carbonyl reductase (NADPH) activity. Lineage: Eukaryota; Metazoa; Arthropoda; Insecta; Hemiptera; Cicadellidae. Bases 220 to 1053 code for a protein of 277 amino acids. The record is from RefSeq and is a predicted model, not a curated record. The transcript is spliced from 6 exons.
CGUGAGGAGCUCGUUAACACAAACGGAUAAAAAAGAAACUGAGGGAAGCAAGCAGUGAUACUUAUAAUAACAUAUUUUAAAAGUGUUUUGAAAGAUUAUUUUAAUUUAAUCAAUAUAGAUUUUUUAUUCUUUGGAUUUGUUUUUUAAUUUCUAGGCUGUGAAUCAAAUAAUUAAUUAGAGAAUAGGCUACUAACCUAGUAGUUGGCAGAAAAACAAAUAAUGUCAAGCGAUAAAGUAGCAGUGGUUACAGGGGGAAACAAAGGAAUUGGUUAUGGAAUAGUGAAAGGACUAUGUGAGAAGUUCAAAGGUGUGGUGUACCUGACAGCCCGAGAUAGUAAACGGGGCAAAGCGGCUAUAGCUGAACUCAACAAGCUGGGUUUCAAACCUGAAUUCCAUCAGUUGGAUAUAACUGACAAGAAAAGUAUCUCAGCAUUUGCAGAACACAUAAAGAGUAAAUAUGGAGGAAUAGAUGUUCUGGUUAAUAAUGCAGCUAUUGCUUAUAAGAUGUCAGCAAAGGAACCAUUCAGUGAGCAAGCUGAAGUGACAGUGGCUGUCAACUACUUUGCCCAGGUGGACGUGUGUGAGGCGCUGUUCCCUCUGCUGCGUCCACACGCCCGAGUAGUCAACCUCUCCAGCUCUUGUGGCCUCUUGUGCAACAUUCCUUCUCCUGAACUGCGGAAGAGAUUGAAAGAUCCAAACCUCACCAUUAGUCAGCUAAAUUCUCUCAUGAAAGAUUUUGUACAGGCUGCUGCCGAGGGGAAGAACCAAGAAUUAGGUUGGGGGACAAGUGCAUAUAAUGUGUCCAAGGUGGGUUUGAGUGCGUUGACAUUUGCACAGCAAAGGCAGUUUGAUACUGAUCCCAGGCCUGGCCUCAUCGUCAACUGUGUACACCCAGGCUACGUGGACACAGACAUGACAAGCCACAAGGGCCCUCGAACUAUAGAGCAAGGUGCGGAUGCGCCAGUGUAUCUUGCCUUGCUACCAGAUAGCCCUGAUGUCAUAAAAGGACAGUUUGUGUGGUACGAUCGAAAAGUUGCUGACUGGGCUAAAUGAGUUAAUGACUUGAACCUUGGCUGCUCUCCGAUUCGCUGCACAACAUACUCGUUAUAAUACUGUGAUGUUAAUUGCAUAAGUUGGUUAUAAGUAACUAAUCUUGAUACUUUUUGUGCCUCAAUCUACUCUGGAGAUUUAUGUUAUAUAGUUGUAGUGAUUAAUGUAUUAAAUGUAAGAAGAUUUUGGUCAUUGAAAAUAAUUGAAUUUCGUAGAAUAGCUGGAUCGGCUGGCUGGUCCAGUGACCUGAUUUUCCAAAGCAAAUGUGUUUGGCGCUGUUACCAAAUGGCAGUACAAGUCAUUAAUUUGACUGAUAAUGUUAACAUUGUUUGUUUAUUUUUGUAGCAUUUCAUUGUUGAUACUUUUCCAAGUUUAAUAUCAAAUAUAAUUUGUUAAUGUUUUACUAAGAGC